Molecule: messenger RNA, 5779 nt
Organism: Pomacea canaliculata
Lineage: Eukaryota; Metazoa; Mollusca; Gastropoda; Architaenioglossa; Ampullariidae
Product: chondroitin sulfate N-acetylgalactosaminyltransferase 2-like
Cellular component (GO): Golgi cisterna membrane
Molecular function (GO): glucuronosyl-N-acetylgalactosaminyl-proteoglycan 4-beta-N-acetylgalactosaminyltransferase activity
Source: RefSeq, a predicted model, not a curated record
CAUCGCUAAGGGUUGAGGCGAGCCGUGAGAGUCUGUGGCAAGGGAUGAGAGAGUAGAAGCAGAGAGGCGCUUUGACAUCACCCUGCCUGUUGAUUAUGAAAUCAUUCUCCUGAUUUGUUGGUGUGUGUGUGUUACAGGUGUGAACCAUGUGGUCUGAAGGAGAAUGCAGCCUGUUGCGUGCCGCUGCGCCCGUCCUCCGGCGCUGCACUAGUGCUGACGUGAGCGUCUCUCUUCGAAACAUCAACCGCCAGCAGCAGGAAGCGAAUUCUAUCGGCUGCACGCCGCACGCGGGAAGAGCGAGGCAGGAGGACACGACACUAACAUGACGGAGUGGCCGUGCCUCGUCCUUUCGCGUGCGCCGUCAUGCGUGUCCGGGCAGUGUGCACAUCAGCUCCAGGGAGCCUGCGGUUGUAGUGGGCAUUGAGAGAGUGAGAUGCAGCAGCCCGCCGGUGCCAGAGGAUGCGUCUGAUGCCGCGCGUGCUGACGCUGCUGUUCAGCCUGUCCGUGCUGACCAUGGUCUUCGUGGCGCGCUGCGGCUUCAACAUGGACGCGCACCUGCACCAGCCCAUCACCAGCGGCAUGCCCCACCGUCCUGCAGCCGUGGCACCGGAGUCCGGCAGCAACAUCCACCUGCGACAGAUGCUGAAGGAGUUGGAAGCACAGCACCACCAGGAACGCAAACAUCUAGAGAGAGAGAUUCACAAUCUGGAAGCCAAACUGCAUACUUUGCUGCAGGCUGUGGCCAACACUACCAAACCUCCACCAGUCACUCAAUCUCCUGCCUUGCCUCCCUUGGCCUCACCCCCAGCAAAUGCUGUAGCCACAGCAAAUCACAAGGUGCUCUCCUGGUCACCCGAUGAAUUCCUUCAGCAGAACAGUUCAGCACAAGACCUGGCAAUGUACUUCAUGGAGAGACUGCAGAUGGCGGAAGUUCUGAAAGGGUUUCCUUACAAGACAGAGUAUGAAGUCAUCCCCUUCAAUAGGUUCACCCUGAUGAGGAUAUAUUUAGUGGAGCCAGGUCUUGGCAAACGGGUGAUAGAGAAACCAAUCGGUAAUAAGAAGAAAGAGCUGUAUGAGAUCAUUGCCAUGGGCAUUGAUAACUUAAAUCACAACCGCACUGCAGGACAACCUUUGUAUGGCUAUGAAGACUUUGUGGAGGGCAUUUAUCGUGUGGAGCCCACAGCUGGAACUUCCUAUGAGUUGUACUUUCAAAAUAAAGAUGCCGCUGCUAAUCCCCAUCAUAUCCCAGGUCCUGAUUCUUAUGUUCAGGUGAAGGUCUUCCGCCCUUUUGGGCCACCAAUGAUUGUCAGCACUAAACAAGAAAAAUCAGAGGAGUGGAUCAACUUGCUUUUGCCUCUGUCAGGACGUGUUGACACCUUCCGACAUUUCAUGGAUCGUUUUGUCAACACUUGCAUCAAACAGGACAAACGGGUAUACUUGACCGUAAUCUACUUCGGAAAUGAUGGUCUGAAGGAGGUCAAAGCCAUCAUGUCCCAGGCAGCGAGGACGCACAAGUACAAACAUAUGAAGCUUAUCACACUGGAUGAGAAAUUCGCUCGUGGAAGAGGUCUGCAAAUUGGUGCCUUGAACUGGAAAAGUGGUGAUGUCCCUUUCAUGUGCGAUGUAGACAUUGUGUUUGGGGUGGAUUUUUUGGAGCGGUGCCGGUUAAAUGCUGAGCGUGAGAAACAGGUGUACUACCCCAUUGUGUUCAGUCUCUACAACCCCAGCGUAGUGUACUCCUUACAAGACAUUCCAAUACCGUCCCUCUCUGAGCAGCUGAUCAUAUCCAAAGAUACAGGCUUCUGGCGGGACUUUGGCUACGGCAUGACUUGUCAGUACCGCUCGGACUUCCUCAAGAUCAAAGGCUUUGAUGAACAAAUCAUGGGAUGGGGAGGAGAAGAUGUCUUCCUGUACCAGAAGUACGUACGUAGCGAGUACCUAGUCAUCAGGGCCACGGAUCCAGGUAUAUUUCACUUGUGGCAUGAAAAGGUCUGUGACCCCAAGUUAAGUUCAGAGCAGUAUCGAAGCUGCAUUCGCUCCAAGGCUCUGACAGAGGCAUCCCACUCACAGCUUGGCCUCCUGGCUUUCAAGGAUGAAAUUAAUGUGCAUCGCAGUGUUCUCAAUAGGGCAGAAAUUAAAGAACAAGUUAUCGUGUAAUUAUAUCUUUUCUCCUUCAUAUCUUUUUCAAUUUUUUAACCCUGCAAUUUUUUCAAAAUGUAAAUGUCAAUGCUAAAAAUAAGAAGAAUGCAUCCAUUAUGAAGUAACAAACAAAUCUGCUUCAUCUUUAAAUGGAACGCAAUGCCCUAGACACAGUGAAUCAGAUACCUAAGCCACUUACCUUUAGUUUUCAGUGGCUGAUCUUAGCUUUUCAUUUCAGAUUCUCCUUAGUCAUUGAGUGUGAUCAUAUUGAAAUGUGCCUUAAAUUAUUCAUUAUUGUGAUCAUAUUCAAAUCAGCAUAGUAAUUGCUUCCUGCUGUACCAUGUCUGCUGUAUUGUCUUUCACAGUCACUUAUAUUAUCAUUCAGUUAGGACAGGUGGUUGUCAUCUCAGCAAAUUCAGAACCUCCCACCAGCAGUGUAGCCAAGUUUGAAUCAAACUUGCGAUUAAAUCACUUUCAUGGAGUCUGAAUCACUAAGGAUAUUGUGUGCUGGAAGAUACUUUUUUCUGGAUUCUAGUCCUAAUCAUGUAUCAGCUGUUUAUUAGCUAUUUGUCUGAAUACAACUCCUGUGAAUCUUUAAUCUAAUUUCAAAUAUAUCAUUGUCAGGCCAAAGGUGCAAUUUCUUCUGAAUCUGUCUCUUGGAUUCUUUACCUAGUCAAUAAGCUAUCUAUACACAUAUUACUAUUAACCAAAACACACCUCAUUACAUCAUCAUUGUUGGUGUAGUUUGCUGCAUCUGUAUUUGUCGCUGGAAGGAUAUUUUUUCUUUCAAAAUCACCUGAAAGUGCCUUUCACUAAUACAUCAAUACUCACUGUAAUGUCAAGGAAUAACAUGGUUGUUCUUUUCUUUAUUGUUGAAUAUUUUAUGCAGGUUUUGAUUUAUUGGAAUAUUUUUGGCUGUGUCUGCACUCCAUAUGCAGGGAUUAAGUUAGCAAGAAAUGGAAAAAACCUAUCCACUGAAGAAUCCAGACUAUUUCAGAUAUGAUGGAUUCAACAACUAAGUAACAGCAUAACUAUCAAACAAUAUUUCACAUGAAAUGUUUGGUUCAUUAGUUGAAGAUGCUGGCUUGUUUCAUCAAUAUAAAAGUCUGUGUGGCUGUGAAAGAUAUGUUGAGGCCAAGAAGGGUCAAAUGUAUCCUGUUAGUAUGAGAUUAUGUAAAGACAGUUUUGUUCAGCCAAGUGUAUUAAGCUUGUAACAGGUACAUGUUAUAUUGGUUUUAUGUCACAAACCUGGUUUCCCUGGCUGUCUGCUUUCAUUCAAGAGUUUCUUGGUAUAGAGAAGACUCAAAAAAAAACCAGUAUUUGUUAUUCGAUCUGUUCAUACAUGUUUCCAGUGUUCUGGCUUUCUUUGAACAAAAUAUGAAUAUGCACAAGAUAUGUUCUCUGGAAUCUCUAAUAGAUAAGUUUAAUCUCUUUGUCACUAUGCUCAUUUAUGACUGUUCACCGUGCCAAUUGAGCUUAAUUUCAGUCCAAUGGAUUUAUUGUUAUGGGUCUUAAAAAUCCAGCUUUACACCUCAGUAUUAGUAUUUAUUUACAGUGCAAUUUAUAAACGCAGUAUAUUAUGUUCUUGUACUGUCCUUUCCCAUAUUUUUCCUUAAGACAUUAUAAUGCCUACGUUGUAACUGGUCUGGUUUUUUUUUAAACAAUUUAUUGUACAGCGCCACACACGCACACACAAAGUAUAUUCAAUCAGAGCUAGUAUAUUUUGUGGUGCAUUUUAUACUGUAAAUAAAUUUUGCAACUCAUGGAAAAUUGUGAAGUUGAUCUGGUCAUUUAAAGAUGUAAAGAUUCAUUUCAAGACAGCUGCUAGAAAAAUGUAUAAAUUAUAUAAAAUUUGGAUGAUGUGCCUUAUUUUGGCCUUCUUCUCUUCAGAAUUGCAUCUGUAAGCGCAGGAGUAAAGCUAUGUUGCAGCCUUGAAACCACAGUUUGAAAAACUUUUUAAACGUCACUUAGGAUGGAUAAAAUAUAGCAAUAAAAGGACAUGGAAUGUUGAUUUGUUCUAUGAUGAAAUUUUAACAUGCUGGAGAAAUCAUCAUGCCCAGGCACAUAAAAAUUUGCAUAAUAUUGAUUUCUUGUUGGGGUUGAUUCUUAUCAGAAUACUCAUGAUAACUGUGGAAACCCGACCUGUACAGUGAUUGAAAAAUAUCACAUCUCAGAGUGAUCAGUAAAGCAUUAAAGAAGGUAAGAUGGAUACAAUGGAAGCUGCUUUACUUAAGACAAUCUUGUUCACUGAAUCAUCCACAAUUUUUUUAAAGUUCUUAUGAAAACUUAUGUUAAUAUGCCAUUCUUCUCACAGUUAAACUUCUUGUUUGAAUAUUCAGUGUGAAAAAUGUAGAUAUAUUGUUCUCUUUUGAGCACACUUUUCAUGCUAACAUGCCAUUCUUCCAACAGUUAAGCUCCUUGUUUUGAAUAUUUAGGUGGAAAAAUACAACAUUUUUUGUCUUUUGAGCACACUACUUCUUCAGUAUUCUCUCUCACACUAUUGGUAAAAGAAAAAAAAAAAGAAAAUUCAUGAAAGCACAUCUUGAUAUAUACUCAUACCAGGGAAGUCUGUGUUGAGUUGUCAAGACUACUUUUGUGCUCUUGUUCUUGUGCAUUUCUGUGGGCAUCUGUUACUUACAGUAACCUAUAGUUUAUUAAAAACUGUAAUCUUAAAUAUUUUGACUCAGGCUAGCCUUUAACAGAUUAAAGGAUAGCUCAUCUUAAACACUCAGUAGUCAAUCUUUAUUUUUCGUAUUGGGGUUUUUCAUAGCUUCAAAUUCUUCCUUAAUGUGUUUACAUUAAAAUUUUAUUUCUUCAGCAUCAUAAUCCCUACCUACUGCCUACAGUUUUGAGAGGUUUACACUAGCACUGUAAGAAGCAUUGCUGCUUUUGAUGUUUAUUAUCCCUUGAGGCUUGUGGAUGCAUUCAGAACAUUUAUGUUCAAGCAUUUUGCCCUUCUUUGAAACCUUUAAUGGUUAUUUGAUGCUUUUUUUUUCAAGUUCUCCCUUUGUUUUGUCAAGAACUCUGUACGGAAAAACAUCAGAUGAUGUGAUGCUUGAUAUCCAGCUACACAUUUAUACUGUAUCAUAUCGUGCUCAAACACAUCAAUUUUAUGUUGAAAAAGAUCCAUAGAUAUGUCAAACUACCAGAUCUUAAUCAGACAAUAAAAUUGAUAUGUUAUAACUGCAUUAUUUUUAACAUAAUAAAGAGAAGUAGUUCAAGCUUGAUGUCCCCUCUAAAACAUGAAUCUGGAUGUAAAUUGUAAUUACAAUUGCCAACAGGUACCUUGCACUAAGAGACUGUUAACAUAGUUUUAACUUAUACAUGUAGUUAGAAAUCGUUGAUCUGCUGGACAUAGGGCACUUAUUUCUAUUUAAUUCAACAGAAUUUUGUGCCACUAAUUAUUAAUGAUGUACAGCUAAAUAUUUUGAAUGUUCAUAUUUAUCUAUGCACUUGCAUCAAGAUAUUUUACUGUCAUUACUUAUUAUGUUGUACAAAAAAAGAACAAAGGGCUUUGAAGAAAUGGAGUAACUAUAUCUCCUGUUUAGGAAAGUAUUUAAUUGUACAGUCAGAAUUAAAUCAUUGAUCAUUCUCUAAUGUAUGCACAGAGGUGAAAAUAAAAAUUUGUGAUCAAAUGAUA